CUCAAUCUCUUUCUUUCUCUUCUUUUUCUCUAUAUAAGAAAGCAUAAGGGAGUGUUUGUAAAGUCUUGAAAAGGGAAAAAGUUGUAUUUGGUCUGCAAAGAAGACUUGGUGGGUGGUGAUAUAUAACAGAGAGAAGAAGAACAAAGGGGAAAAGGGGAUUGAAGAAAUGGAGGCUGAAAGAGAAGAGAAGAAGAAGAAGACGGAAUCAAAUGGAGAUGAUGAUCGUGAUCAUCAUGAAGACAUUGAUGAUCAUCAUAAGGGAGCCCUCCAACCUAAGAAGGAUAGAUCAUCUCCAGAAUACAAUUCAAAGGCAUCUCCAUCAGCCAAAAAGGAUCAGGAUGAACUUCUGAAAUCGACGAAAGCCGAGAUGGGAGAAGUGAUUGAAGAGAAUCAGAGGCUAAAGAUGGACUUAGAUCGCGUAACGAAGCUUUACCGAGCCCUCCAAAUGCAAUUCCACGAGAUGGUUCAACAAGAACCUAAUAAAUCUAGUAGCACAGUCACUAAUACUACCACUACUCAUCCAGGUGAAAGCAGCGAUCAAGAGCCUGAAUUGAUUUCUCUAAGUCUUGGAAGGACUUCUUCAAAUGAUGGAAUCAUGAAGAAAGAAAAUAACCAUGGUAAAGAAAAAAUGGAUAUAGAUGAUGAUGAUGAUGAUGAUAAAGAAGGGUUGGCUCUUGGAUUGGAUUGCAAGUUUGAAUUACCAAAGAAUAAUAACCAUAAUAAACACACCCCGCAGUCGGAAAAUUCGCCGAACCCGAGCUUGGAAACGAGCUCCGAUGAAGCAAGGGAAGAAGCCGGCGAGACAUGGCCACCUAAGAAAAACUUGAAGACGGCGAGAAGUGGAGAAGAUAAUGAGGUUUCUCAAGCGCAAAACCCUACAAAGAGAGCUAGGGUUUCUGUAAGAGUCAGAUGUGACACCCCAACGAUGAAUGAUGGAUGUCAAUGGAGGAAAUAUGGUCAGAAAAUUGCAAAAGGCAACCCAUGCCCUCGAGCUUAUUAUCGUUGUACUGUUGCACCAAACUGCCCAGUUAGAAAGCAGGUACAAAGAUGUGCUGAUGACAUGACCAUUCUAAUAACCACAUAUGAAGGAACACACAACCAUUCUCUCCCGGUCUCUGCCACGGCUAUGGCUUCCACCACCUCAGCGGCAGCAUCCAUGCUAUUGUCUGGCUCGACAACCUCCUCCGGCUCCGGUCCAUCGCCAUCUGCUUCCGCCACUGCCUUUGCCUCCAACACCCUAAACGGACUAAACUUUUACCUCUCGGACAACACCAAAUCGAAGCCAUUUUACUUACCAAAUUCAUCCCUCCCCUCCGCGCCUUCCUUCCCCACCAUCACAUUAGACCUAACCACCAAUCCAUCAGCAGCAUCUCACCUAAACAAACUCGCCACCACAAAUUUCCCACCAAGAUACAAUAAUUCCACUACAAAUCUCAACUUUAGUUCAUUGGAUUCGAAUUCUUUGCCAAUCUCAUGGAGUAGUUUUGGAACUCAUCAACAGCAACCCUAUAGUCACAAAAACCAAAGUACCACCAAUUCCUUGAGCUUUGGAAGAAUGAACCCUCAAGAAAGCCUAUACCAAAAUUACCUUCAAAAACAUAUCCUCAGCUCCACAUUAGUACAGCAACAGCAACAACAGCAGCAAAAUCUGCCAUCGGAAACUAUUGCAGCGGCAACUAAAGCGAUUACUUCAGACCCAAGUUUCCCAUCGGUCUUAGCAGCUGCUUUGACUUCCUUCAUUAAUUCUUCAGGAGGAGCUCUUCAUAAUCAAAACUCAUCAUCAACCGAGUCUUUUCCAGUUCUUUCUAGCUUCCAAGCAACAAGUACUGCAACAAAUGUGAACAAAUGCUUCUCGGGCUUUCUUCCCUCCAAACCGCCAUCUUCAUCGUCGACGAAUUCUCAGCCCGGAAACUUCAUGUUUCUGUCUUCAUCCCUGCCAUUUUCUACCCAGGGUGGUAAAUCUACGUCUCCCGGACAUGACAACGGGGACCACAUAUGAAUAAUCAGGAUUAGUCUGUGGUAUGUGGUAUGUGUUCGUUUAAAAUAUCACGUAUUACCUGUAUCAUUGUAUUAGAUAAAAUGUAUUUUUGUUCGUUUCCAUUUAUGAAAAAGAGUAGAUAUGUAGAUUAGGGAGCUUUGUGUAAACACCGAUAUGCUAGUUGAUUAACUGUGAAUGAAUUUAUUUAUUUUUCGUUAUUUGAUUUUCUGAAAUAUCUUGAUGAAGUAUAGUGAUGUAUAUAGGUUGUAGAAUAUUAGUGCAUGUGGGAUGGAUCAUGGAUGGUGACUCCGAGCGAUUAUAGAUAGAGUUGAGUUCAUACAGUAUUAUUUAAAAAAUAAUUUUGAUAUGACUUAUGAGUUAUGACAAAGUCGAUGUAUCUUUCAAUUAUUUAGCAAGUUGUUUUGGUUUGUAUGUGAGGUAAUUAAUGUGCUAAAAAGUCUCAAAGAUUGACCAAGG
Oldenlandia corymbosa var. corymbosa is the source of this 2455-nucleotide messenger RNA. The record is from the annotation of a GenBank genome assembly. Lineage: Eukaryota; Viridiplantae; Streptophyta; Magnoliopsida; Gentianales; Rubiaceae.